Molecule: messenger RNA, 279 nt
Organism: Adineta steineri
Lineage: Eukaryota; Metazoa; Rotifera; Eurotatoria; Adinetida; Adinetidae
Source: the annotation of a GenBank genome assembly
AUGUGUAAUCGACAUACAACGAAAUUAAAUUUAUUUCUUUUAACAAUAACAUUUAUUAUUUAUUUGUUUGUUGGUGCUCAAUUAUUUUCGACAAUUGAACGACCAGCUGAACAAAUAAUUAUAAAUGAAAUGUCACAAACAAGAAAAGAUUUUCUUGAGAAAUAUCCAUGUGUUAAAGAAAACGAUUUUGAAUCAUUUAUUGUUACAUUACUUGAUGCUAAUAAACAUGGAGUAGAUGCACGGACAAAUUUUACAACGUAAGAAUCUAUAUAAAUUUAA